This is a messenger RNA of Morchella sextelata, 1797 nucleotides long. RefSeq lists its product as uncharacterized. The transcript has 6 exons. The coding region runs from base 1 to 1797 and encodes 598 amino acids. The record is from RefSeq and is a predicted model, not a curated record. NCBI's taxonomy places the organism in Eukaryota, Fungi, Ascomycota, Pezizomycetes, Pezizales, Morchellaceae.
AUGCCAGGAACAACUGUUACUAGGAGUUUCACAACUACUGACACUUUGGUGGUGACAACGACAAGUGUUGAAACUACCACCACUGCCACUGAUACCACUACGGCCACAGACACUACUACGGCCACUGAUACCACUACGGCCACUGACACCACUACGGCCACUGAUACCACUACGGCCACUGACACCACUACGGCCACUGAUACCACGACAGCAGUGACUACGGCUACCACCUCGCUAUUCUUUACUACUACACUACCAGGCACGACAAUUACCCAAACUCUUCCUGCAGAGACAGUGAUAAGUACACUUCCAGGUAUCGUGACUACAAUCACGGGCCCGGGUACCACUGUGACAAGCACCCUACCAGGAGUAGUAACAACCACAACACUUCCACCCGUCGUCACAACAUUUACCUCACCACCAAUCACAACUACGAUCGAGCUUCCCGGCCUUACACGCACUGUAACAGAAACAUGUACCCGCCGUGCAGCGCCAACUAGCUCGACCAUUGUUCUCCCGAACGACUAUACCUAUGGUUGUGCACCAGGCUACAUCUGCUCGCCCGUUGACCGCUGUGAAAGCGAACCAGCCCCAGAGCUUGGAUAUAUCUGUCAGCCGUCGGAGUGUGUGGAGGCACCACCGGUUUGCCCAGUGACUGAUUGGGGUGUUCCGGUUUAUUCCAACGAGAUUGGAGUGUGGCCAAUUCAACUGCCGUACUAUCCUCUUGACCCGACCUUGUUUGGAUUGACGGAUGCGAUUUUCGUGAUUGAGGAUACGGGAUAUAUGAAGAGAUCUGUUGGUGGGCUGAUGAGUAUGGAAUUUGACCUGGAAGAGAGGCAAACCGAUGAGUCGGUGUCGCAAAUUUCUGUUUGUUACGAUGACUGCGGUAACGCAUACACCGAUGCUCAGAGCGCUGGUAAAACAGCGAGACUCUGCGCUGCAAAUGGAGCUUUUAUGCAAUCCCUUGAAAGAUGCAUCCAGUGUAUCAAUUUUCACUCUGAGACCCCCGAGACUGCGGCGAAAGCAUACGCGGUGUCAAUGACGGAUAUUGACCAGUACCUUACCUUCUGUAACGAGAACUACCCAGUGUCUAGUAGUACUAGCGCUGCUCCUUCGACAACAUCAAGUACUACGGGAGCAGUCUUUACUCCGCUUCCACAGGUGACUGGUAGUGAAUCUAGUAGCUCAACGACAACCACGAGAAGCAGUAGUAUCACUUCUACAACUAGUAGCUCAACCAGUACGGCAUCCUCUUCCUCUUCCUCGAGAACCACGAGUAGUAGCUCCUCGACUAGUACUCCUGUUUCUUCGACUAUUUCUUCGUCCUCCUCAUCAAGAACCACGAGUAGUAGCUCCACUACUUCUGCUUCUUCCUCUUCGACUGGUAGUACAAGCACUCCUGCUUCUUCGUCCGCCACUUCUUCUACUACGAGUAGUAGCAGCAGUAGCAGUACAAGACUGCCAUCUUCUACAGUAGCGUCGACCUCGAGUGCUUCUCAGGUCUCCUCUACUAUAGAGGCUGUAUCAUCCAGCCCUUCUUCGUCUUCCUCUUCGUCUGCCCCUGCGUCAUCAACGGUAGUUAUAAGUUCAUCAACUACAACCAGCUCUUCAACGACCACUACUGCAAGUUCCAAUUCGAGUUCAUUCUCAGAUGCCCCUACCUUCACUACAACCGGCGCAAAUACGACCCAAACUGGCGUAGAACUUGCCAGCACCAAUAAUUCUAGUGGUCCGUUGUAUAAUAUGGGUGGACUAGCGUUCUCGCUGUUUGUGACUUUGAUUUUUCUUAAUAUGUGA